Molecule: messenger RNA, 2082 nt
Organism: Penicillium macrosclerotiorum
Lineage: Eukaryota; Fungi; Ascomycota; Eurotiomycetes; Eurotiales; Aspergillaceae
Exons: 9
Coding region: 1-2082 (693 amino acids)
Biological process (GO): DNA repair
Source: RefSeq, a predicted model, not a curated record
AUGACACCUGUCACAAGAGGUAUGAAAGCUCGAAACGAUGAGCCUCCAACAAAGAAGGCUCGUCUGUCAAAUGACGUUGGGCAUGCAACGAAGAAUGCCGAAGAGCAAGAACGACUAGAUUUGGUCUCUUCGGUGAAUGAUCUAGUAGAGAAACUCUACAUAAACCCCGCCACUAUUGAUGCGGCACCGCUGCUUAGCAAAUUUCAUGGAUCUCCCCCAGCAUGGGCUCACACACGCACAAAUUUAUGCGAAUCCUGCCCACGGUUCAAAGCUGUCCAGGGUGCUGCUUAUACAAAUCAGAAUAAGCUCAUCGGAUUUCUGAUAGAUAAAGACUCUGGUGAACGGGCGUACGCAGAUCAUGAAAUCAUCAUCACCAGAGCGGGUGGGGGCUAUAAGAAGAAUAGCGAGGGCAACAUGGUCUUGCAUAAAGAUCAAGAAGAGAAUGGAAGAGUCGGUAAUUAUCUCUUCGCCGGUCUGGCUUCGAAGGACCCGGUUUUUGUUGUCAUGGGGAACCAAAAUGAACUCCUCCACGCCACCCUUCCAUACCGCUACAAUGUCAUGGCCUUCUUCGUGGUGACAGACGUCUGGUAUGAAAAGUCGGGGAAGUAUGCGGGGCUGAAGUUGCGCCUGCAGAAGGUUGAUCUUGCAACCACAAGCUGGUGGGCACGGCCCUCUGCUUCAAUGUCGAAUACAUCUGAUUCCCCAUCUUGGGAUCAUAUCAACUUUGAUCUCAAGCCUGAAACUUAUAAAUGCACCACUUGCAAGAAAGAAAGCCCUCGUAUAUACAACGAAGGCUGGAUCUGUCUCCAACGGAAAUGUCGAGAUUUCUGGAAGAUCAAUGGCGCCGAGCCACCUGCAACACUCACCUACCAUGCUUCUUUCUUGAGCUAUCGCCUUCACACAAAGUCAAUUGCCAGUCAUAUUUUCCCCAUCAACACAGCCGUCAAUGCCCCUCGCCUUGUUGAAGAUGCAGUAGCUCUCUUUGAACGAACAAAAGGGCUGACGACCAAAGACGCACGGCGCGGUAUUGUGUGUCCCAGAUGCCAAAUGUGUCAGUCACGCACGUUCUGGGAAGGCUGGAAAUGCGACUGUGGAUUUGAACAAAUGGCACCAAUGAAGCCAAUUUCUAUUAACUCAAUCUCGAGUCAAAACGAUCGGACGUUUGCCAAUGGUGGAAUUGAACACCACAUCAAUGAUGGGGUGUUCAAGCCGUACCGUGUAAUUUCCUACGUCAUCCCCAACAUCGGCUCCAUCACACAUUUCAUCUCCAAUGACAACAUAAAUGCAUGUGUAGGUGGGCCCAAUGAGUUGCUGAGCAGCCUUCACAGAGCUGAGCUUGGUCUUGAGCGACACCUCGUGGGUCAGGCAAGGGUUGCUGGAACUUUGACCGGCCACUUUGCCGUGAACUAUGGUACCCCGUAUAAAUAUAUUGUUUCUGUCGACUCCAAGGCAUUCAAAGAUGCCAGCGAUGAUCUCAUGAAAUGCUUAGGCCGUUUGUCCUGGGCGACUGAGAAAGCAGUUGUCCACGCUGGGCAUCUGUACCGGGCUCCGAAUGAGUUGCUGGUCCUUGGAUAUUUUGAAGGGAUGAAGAUCGGGUACCAUGAUGAUGGUGAAAGCACCCUGGGCCCAACAAUUGCAACCCUCUCCUUAGGUGGAAAGUCCAAAAUGACGCUUCGCAUGAAGUACGGUGACUACUUUGGUCUCUCUCGUAUAGGGUGCCCCAUUAAAAACGAUGCCAUUCUGGAGGGGUGCAAGGCGCGGGAGCUGCGCCAGAGUUUGAAGCGAAGGCUGGAAAAAGACAACUCCGCCCACAGUCGUGAGCUGUAUGAUACAGAGCGGCGCCAACGUCUCCAUGCCAAGGGGGAGCCCCCCGUGGAGAUAUCCAUGGACCUGCGGCAUGGAGACCUGGUUGUGAUGCACGGAGAACUGCUGCAGAAGCAUUAUGAGCAUGCCGUUACCUCUCAGUCGACCCUUCGCUACGCUUUGACGGCGCGAUUUGUCAAGACUGACAACAUGUCAGCUGCCGAGUGCGAAAAAGGCGAGUUCAAGCUGAAGGAGCAUCAGAUUUACAAAGGAAAUUGA